This is a messenger RNA of Impatiens glandulifera, 1369 nucleotides long. Its product is annotated as protein STRICTOSIDINE SYNTHASE-LIKE 10-like. Gene Ontology annotation, biological process: biosynthetic process. Bases 22 to 1209 code for a protein of 395 amino acids. Lineage: Eukaryota; Viridiplantae; Streptophyta; Magnoliopsida; Ericales; Balsaminaceae. The transcript has 3 exons. Gene Ontology annotation, molecular function: strictosidine synthase activity. The record is from RefSeq and is a predicted model, not a curated record.
UUUGCAAAUGCAAUUAUAUCCAUGACUAACUUUCUAUUUCCUUCUCUCUCUUGCUCAAGGUUCUUCUCUUCUUCAUCUUCUUCAUCUUUCUUUACUACUACUUCCACAGUAAUCCUUCUCCUGUCAAUCUCCUUCUCUCUCUUUUGUCUAAACACAAUUAUCAUUCUCUCUCUUCCUAAUAACUCUAAUAUAGAGAGAGAAACCAUCCCAAUAGACGGCGGCGCAUUCGGACCGGAGAGCCUAACCUUUGAUGCAAAUGGUGAAGGCCCAUACACAGGCGUUUCCGAUGGCCGGAUCCUAAAAUGGCUGCAAUUUGAACGACGCUGGUCGGACUUCGCCGCCGUUAAUGCUUCUCCCUCCAGGGAAGGAUGUGGGGGUCCAAGUCCAUGUGAGCAUGUGAAAAUGGAACACAUUUGUGGGCGCCCAUUGGGCCUAAGUUUCAACAAAAGGACUGGUGAUCUUUAUAUUGCAGAUGCUUAUAUGGGCCUUCUUGUUGUGGGCCUAAAAGGAGGCUGGGCUUCUCCAAUACUAUUAAAAGCCCAAAACACAUCUCAAGCAUUAAAAUUCACCAAUGGUAUAGACAUUGAUCAAAAGUCUGGUUUGGUUUAUUUUACUAUCAGCAGCACUCAAUAUCAAAGGAGGAACUACGUCUCACUCAUAGUUAGUCGCGACACAUCUGGAAGUCUAAUGAGAUACGACCCGAUAAGCCAAAACAUCUCAAUUCUCAUAAAAGAUUUGGCUUUUCCUAACGGAGUCCUGUUAAGCAAAGACACCAACUCGAUCCUCAUUGCAGAAUCCACAAAUUGUAGAAUAUUAAGGUACUGGCUCGAAACUGAAAAGGCAGGCACAAUAGAGCUAUUUGCGGAACUCCCAGGAUUUCCCGAUAACAUAAAGAGGAAUGAUAGAGGAGAGAUUUGGGUAGGAUUACAUGCAAGGAAAACCAAGUGGUUGAAUUGGAUUCUCUCCAAACCUUGGGUAGGAGAAAUGUUGGCAAAUCUUCCUUUUGAUAUAACAAAAGGGUAUUCAUAUUUGGGAAGAUGGAAAGGAGUUGGAUUAGCUUUGAAGCUUAAUGAAAAUGGGAAGAUUGUGAAAGUUUUGGAAGAUAGUAGUGGAAAUGGUUGGAAGUAUAUAAGUGAGGUGGUGGAGAAAGAUGGAAUUUUGUGGAUUGCAUCCAUAAAAAUGCCCUUUGUUGGCAUACUACCCAUCUAACUUAACCUUUCUAAUAUGAUUAUGUAUUCAACUUCUAGUAAUUUCUUGUAAAUUUCUAUAUAAGCUUUAGCUGUUCAAAAUGUAAUGUGUGUGUGUUUAUAUGUAAGUUGUAAAGUGUUGGAAUUUCCUAUCAUAAUUGAUAUAGUUUUCAAAUAAACAU